Hemiscyllium ocellatum (epaulette shark) is the source of this 2245-nucleotide messenger RNA. RefSeq names its product proteasome subunit alpha type-7. Lineage: Eukaryota; Metazoa; Chordata; Chondrichthyes; Orectolobiformes; Hemiscylliidae. Gene Ontology annotation, biological process: ubiquitin-dependent protein catabolic process. The record is from RefSeq and is a predicted model, not a curated record. The transcript is spliced from 7 exons. The coding region runs from base 62 to 814 and encodes 250 amino acids. Gene Ontology annotation, cellular component: proteasome core complex, alpha-subunit complex; nucleus; proteasome core complex.
CGGCGGUUAUGGCUGGUCUUGGCUGAGGGCGAGGGUAUAACCUGGUCUUCGGUCUGUAGCCAUGGCGGCCAGGUAUGACCGAGCUAUCACCGUCUUCUCUCCGGAUGGACAUCUCUUCCAAGUGGAAUACGCACAAGAGGCCGUGAAGAAAGGCUCGACAGCGGUUGGGAUUCGAGGUAAAGACAUAGUUGUUCUAGGUGUGGAGAAAAAGUCUGUUGCAAAACUUCAGGAGGAGAGAACAGUGAGAAAAAUCUGCGCACUCGAUGACCAUGUCUGCAUGGCAUUCGCAGGUCUAACAGCUGAUGCUCGAAUAGUGAUUAACCGAGCCCGGGUGGAAUGUCAGAGCCACAAACUUACCGUAGAGGAUCCAGUGACUGUGGAGUACAUAACACGUUACAUUGCGACUCUGAAGCAGCGUUACACCCAAAGCAAUGGGCGCAGACCAUUUGGAAUUUCUGCUUUGAUCGUGGGGUUUGAUUAUGAUGGCACACCGCGGUUGUACCAGACUGAUCCAUCUGGAACCUAUCAAGCUUGGAAGGCAAAUGCAAUUGGUCGCAGUGCCAAGACGGUUCGAGAAUUCCUUGAAAAGAACUACACUGACGAAGCGAUUGCAACAGACAAUGACACCAUCAAGCUGGCGAUUAAGGCUUUACUAGAAGUAGUACAGUCUGGUGGAAAAAACAUUGAGCUAGCUAUAAUAAGAAGGAAUCAGCCACUCAAGCUCCUUGAUGCAAAGGAAAUAGAACACCUUGUCGCAGAAAUUGAAAAGGAAAAGGAGGAAGAAACUGAAAAGAAGAAACAAAAGAAAACCUAAUUCUCAUAAAAGUACAAAUAGUGAUUUGGUGCUGCAAAUUAGACGUUUAGUUAUUCAUCCAAAAUAUGAGUGGAUAGCUGCAUGGUGAGAUGCAAAAAAUUGAAGACUGAUUUUUCUUUCUCCCUUUUUCUCUCUCAUCCCCUCCUGUGCUGCCUGACGUUCCUGGAACAUGUUACAGCCAGUGUUGCUUUUGGCAGCAGCCCAGCAAAGAGCCCUCAUCUGAAUCCCCUUUCGUGGCAUCUGAAGACUCAAAUCAGAAGAUGCAUUUUCCUGCAGCAGUGGAGGCAUUUUCACCACUGAAACCUCUGUAUUACCAGGGUGCAUCAGUUUCAGAAAUUAUAAUUUUUUUUAUAACUAACCAUACCAGUUUGUCAGUGUUGUGGAGACAAUAUAGAUGCAAGCUCCUUUUCAUUUGCAUCAAAUGACCUUAGUCCUGGCUUUAAUGUUGAAUGAGAACUUUAAUGAAAAACAAGUAUUAGGCUAUUUACAACUCCGUACGGGACUUGAAGCUUGGAAAUACACCUCCUGAAGGGUUUCAGGGUUGCUGAAUGAUGCUGAACAAAAGUUCUGCAACACUGGUUUCUCGCAGAUGAGGUGUGGUGGAUGCUCGCUUCCAUGUUCAGGGGGAAAACAUUCUUCUGGAUUCAGUCCAGGAAUCCCUGUUGAAGUGUUGCCUGCUCAACAGUGAAAGCUUUUCCUUGUUUACAAUCAAACAGACCGCCAACGCUCUCUGCAAAGAUGACUGUCUUCUGUGGACAGACUGUUAGGGGGUUUGGUGAUUGUAUAACUAAGAACAGUUAAUCAUUUUAGGCAGUGUGUUGUGGGGGAAGAAUAGUCAAAACAUAAGAAACCCUCUUCCUUUUCUGUGCCACCUCCUGCCCACUUCCUUAAGAUGAAGUGGCCAAAUGCACUUAGAGUUUGUUGCAUGGACACGAGAUGCUCAUUAGCGUACAGACCAGGGACUGGAUGAAGUGACAAUUCCAGUGUUCUUGUUGUCUUGGCUGGAAACGAGUGGAAACAAUCUUGGAUGCAUGCUUUUCCUAGCCACCCAGUGAUUGCUGUUGAGUAUGAGUGAGCAGAAAGACAACCAGCAUUCGCAAAGAACAGGAAAAUAAACCCUCCUUGGGUAAUAUGUGUGGGAUGUCAAUGAUCUUGAAUUACACACUACUUCAAAUCACCAUCUUAAGCUGAAGAAGUGGAAAAGAUGGGGAUGAAAUAAAUUUAUGGCAUCACAGUUUUAAAGUGGUGUAUCCAGAAACACAGUAUUAUGUUUGUUUACAAAAGGAAUGUAUUUGAUUUCUUGGAAAGAAGUUGUAGGAAUUGCUGUUAUUUUAGUGUUAAUUAUUGAUGUGUACACUUUUGCUGUGCACACAUUUGGAGUGGUUACAGUUGCACAUCAAUUUAAAUAAACAUUAAAUUUUGCUUGCAGGA